AGCUAGCAGGGCCCAAGUGCUGUGGGCGCCAGCCCGAGAUCUUGCAGCUCGGAGAGUGGUGCAACAAGGGGGGUUACAGACUGUCGUGCUGGAUCACACCGACAAGAAAGAGGAUCGCUGCGCCCUGGCCUGGCUCAAAGUGGUUUGGGGCGAGGCUGUGGCCCCUUCCAAGGCCACCCUGGAGAGGCGAGCGCAGGGCUUGGAGGACACGGAGGUCGAGGACAGGUCUCUGAGCGCAGAGGUGCAGAAGGAAACGGAGGAGAAGUUCGAGACCUUCCACAAGUGGGUGAUCGACCCGUCCUGUUUUGGAGACGACCUUCUCCUCGGGCCCAUGGCGCGGGCGGGUUCAAUAACGGCAAGCCUAGGAUGUUCCCGGCGGCGAAGGUGAUGACGGUCAGCAGGUCCAACCAGGCGGGCCACGCCAAGCGCGAGCGCGUGGGCCAGGGGAGCCUUGUUUACGAGGAGGCGGAGCCGCUCAUCCUGGAGCUGGACAGCACCCGCCUCCACUACCGUUUGCGACAGCAUGAGGUUAUCGGCAACAUGUGGGUUGUUACGGGGUGCUUUGUAGUUGGCGAGGGUGACAAGGCAGGCCCGUUUUGUCACUGGCAAGACGCCUGCCUGUACGUUGCAACGCUCAUGGACAAGACGGAGGCGCUUUGCGACAAGUGCACCGAGGACUCCGUACUCGCCUACUUGGAGAAGGUGGAAGAGAGCCUUCGCGGUGGCGUUAUUGGGGAGGUGCGCAAGCGCGCGGACCCCAGGACGUGGAUGGAAGCCCUCCGGUAGGUUUUCAAGGGGCACUCCGAGACCUGGAACGAGCACAACGACACGCUUCGCCCCAUCUUCGGUGCGAAGAGUGGCAGUCCGAACGCGCCCCAGUUGCAGGCGAGGUUCCGGGAGCUGCGCGGGGCCUUUCUCCGGCCGCAGCCGCAGCCGCAGCUUCCCUUGGAACCCGCAGCACGGCAAGCUGGUUUCCCAGGUUCUCGGAGCCUACCGCCGCGCGAAGACGGCCUCGGUCAGAGACAUCAGGCGGCAAGAGCAUCAAGCUCUGUUCGGCGCUGUUGUCGCACAGGGGGGGGCUAGUGGGGCAUGUGCCCCAAGGUCGAGCUCAAUGGCUGCAGCCUGGUGCUCGCCAAGUCCCGCCGGGCGUGCGGGCAGCGCCACAAACCGGCCAACCACGAGGAGACAACGCACGGCUACCUGAUGCUGGCUUGACGGUGCGGGGGCUCUUGCGACGACGCGGGGUGGCCCCAAUAUGCACAGGAAUUCUCAUGGGGGGCAUUGCCUUCUGCUGGGCCUAGUGGCCCGUCCGGGGGUGACCUUAUCUGUAGGCCGAUUGUGCUCUUGGCAAUGAUCGCCGUCGCUUGCCCCGUUGCAGCCGGACAAGAGUGCAUGGGAGUGGAAUUUUCGGAUACUGAUGUCUGGGAGUCCAUUUACGACUCACUGCACGUGGGGCAAUGCAAUUACCUCCAACAUGUGCUAUAUUGGUCACGCAGAGCGGCUGAUUCUGGAUUCGGUGUUGCAAGUGGUGCAGGCCCUACUCGGAUCGUAUUGUCGUGCUCGCUGCGAGCGUGGCUGCGCUCGGCGGCGUACAAGUUGAA
Molecule: messenger RNA, 1601 nt
Organism: Prorocentrum cordatum
Lineage: Eukaryota; Dinophyceae; Prorocentrales; Prorocentraceae
Source: the annotation of a GenBank genome assembly